Molecule: messenger RNA, 1050 nt
Organism: Trichoderma breve
Lineage: Eukaryota; Fungi; Ascomycota; Sordariomycetes; Hypocreales; Hypocreaceae
Product: amino-transferase class IV domain-containing protein
Exons: 2
Coding region: 1-1050 (349 amino acids)
Biological process (GO): L-valine biosynthetic process; L-leucine biosynthetic process
Cellular component (GO): mitochondrion
Molecular function (GO): branched-chain-amino-acid:2-oxoglutarate transaminase activity
Source: RefSeq, a predicted model, not a curated record
AUGCUUAUCUGGCAGUGGGACGAAUCUACAGGUUGGCAGGCUCCCGAAAUCCGACCAUACGGACCACUUCCUAUAAUGCCCAAUGCCAGCGUUCUUCAAUACGCAACAGAAUGUUUUGAGGGCAUUAAAAUCUACCGAGGGCAUGACGACCGGCUACGAGUUUUCCGAUUGCAGCUCAAUUGUGAGAGGAUGCGCAAGUCAUCUCUUCGUGUGGGAUUACCUGAGUUUGAUACAACUCAGUUCGAAUCUCUUUUGAUGCAAUUUGCUGCCCUUGAGGCUGAGAAAUGGCUUCCUAGCGGCAAAACCGGUCAAACGUUAUAUCUACGUCCAACUCAUAUCGGGUUGACGGCGGCCCUAGGUGUUCAAAAACCUCGACAGUCUUUGCUGUAUGCCAUUGCUACUUUGCUUCCAGGUUUCACCACCAAGGGGAAUGGUAUGAGAUUGCUCACCUCCCCAGCCGAAGCUGUUCGGGCUUGGCCGGGUGGCUUUGGGAAUCGAAAGCUUGGGGGAAAUUAUGGGCCUACACUACCGGCACACGAUGCAGCUCUUCAGAGAGGUUUCGAUCAAAUACUUUGGCUUUUCGGCCCAGAGGGAUUUGUCACUGAGGCCGGCGCAAGUAACUUUUUUGUCGUAUGGAAGACGAAAAGUGGCGAUGUUGAGCUCGUCACUGCAGGCCUAGACAAUGGCACAAUUCUGGAGGGUGUUACCCGUUACAGCGUUUUGGAUCUCGUGCGAUCUAAUCGUAACAAACCUUCAGCGUGGUAUCAUCGGGGUCACACGCUGCCUCCUUUGACAGCCACUGAAAGAGACUUCACCAUAGAUGAGGUACAAGAUGCUGUGAAAGAAGGUCGGCUGAUCGAAGCAUUCGCAGCAGGAACUGCGUAUUUUAUUGCAUCUGCUGAGGCAAUACAUCAUCGAGGAAAGGAUAUACCGAUCCCGCUUCCAACAGCAGAAUCCGCAUCAUAUGCUCAACUGAUCAAAGAAUGGCUAUCGGAUAUCGUUUUCGGCGUAGAAAGCCCUCAUAAAUGGACGAAAGAAAUUUCUCUGUAA